Cinclus cinclus is the source of this 2969-nucleotide messenger RNA. RefSeq names its product cytochrome P450 26B1. The record is from RefSeq and is a predicted model, not a curated record. The coding region runs from base 1434 to 2969 and encodes 511 amino acids. Lineage: Eukaryota; Metazoa; Chordata; Aves; Passeriformes; Cinclidae. Gene Ontology annotation, molecular function: heme binding; iron ion binding; oxidoreductase activity, acting on paired donors, with incorporation or reduction of molecular oxygen. The transcript is spliced from 6 exons. Gene Ontology annotation, biological process: sterol metabolic process.
GGGUCUCACUGAGGGGUGCGCAGUGGGAAAUGCUCCCGGGGGCAGCUCCCGGUGCCCCCAGCCCCUCUCCGAAGCUGCAGCCGGGGGGCUCCGGCGGGGCUGAGCCGCGCUCGUCUCUCCGCAGGCCGGCGGCGGGGAAGGAGCAGCGGCGGCAGCGGCAGCAGCAGGAGGAGGAGGAGGAGGAGAGGAGGAGGAGAAAGAGGAGGAUGAGGCCGAGCAGAGCGGCGUGACCGAGCCGCGGGCUCCUGGCCAGGGCUCGCACGCUCCAGCGCCGCGUCCCCCGGGCCGGCCCGGCCCCCCCGAGCCUCUGAAGUGCGGGUGGGGGCGCGGGGGGAGCAGCGGCGCUGGCGGCCGGCCCAGCCCCGGCUUCCCCGCCUCUAUAUAAACACACAUUUGACUUUCUUUUGCCUCAAAGCGAACAGUGCAGAGGGGCUUUGCCCAGCAGCCCUGCCUCUUUUUUUUUUUUUUUCCCCUUCUUUUUUUUUUUUUUUUUUUUUUUUUUUUUUUUUUUUUUUUUUUUUUUUUCCUUUCUCUCUCUCUCUCUUCCUCCUCCUUACAGAAGUCUGGUGAAAAGUCUGGGGCUCCCAAAUAAGCGGCGUGGCGAGAGAUCUGUAUUUAUAGGGAGAUAUUUAUAUAUAUGUAGAGAUAGAGGUAUAAACCGAACCGGCUCGCUGCGUGUGUGUAGAUACAUAUAUACAGCUAUUUAAUUCUUCCAUCUCUCCAGCUCGUGGCUGAAUUAUUUUAAGACUUUUUUUGGAACUUUUUCUUUUUAAAAUCUCGCUCCUUUUUUUUUUUUAACCUUUUUCCCCCCUGUUUUUCCCCUUUUUCCCCCCUUCCUUCUGCUGUGUGUGGCUUUGCCUUGCGAGCGAGCGAGCAUCUGCAGUUGGACUUUUUGGGGUCUUUUUCUUUUUUUUUUUUUUUUUCCGCCACUCCAGGCUUUUUAUUUUUUAUAUUUCUUUGUCCUUUUUUUUUUUUUUUUUUUUUUUCUGCUCAUUUUUACCUUCGCCUUUCCUCCCCUCCUCACCCACCUCCACCCCAUAUUUUUUGGGGGGGGAACCGCUUUUUCUUCCCCCCCCCUUCCCCGUCCCUUUUCCCCUCUCACUCUCUCUCCGUGCGCGCGUGGUGCUUUCCCUCCGUGUCACUCCGUCAAGUUUACCCCAAACAAACCCAAACUUCGCCGAGCAACCACAGCUUCUCUCCCUUAUUUUUUUUUUUUUAAUUUUUUCCCCCCUCUUUCCCCUCACUGUUCCCCCAACCUGUCAGCGCACAGGGGGGCGAACCGGGGCCCCCCCGAGCCCCAGGACCCCCCAAGCAGCGCCGAGCGGGCGCUCCUCACUCUCCCUCUCCCCGCGCGUGUUGUGUGGGUGCGAGCGUGGUGCCUGUCAAGGGGCUGUUUCUCUCCCCACCCUCCUCCUCCUCCCUUCUUUCCAAAUAUGCUUUUUGCAAGUUUUGAUCUCGUCUCGGCACUGGCUACCCUCGCCGCGUGCUUGGUGUCACUGACUUUGCUGCUGGCCGUGUCCCAACAGCUGUGGCAGCUCCGCUGGGCUGCCACCCGCGACAAAACCUGCAAGCUACCAAUCCCCAAAGGCUCCAUGGGAUUCCCUUUAAUCGGAGAGACCUUCCACUGGCUCCUGCAGGGCUCCUGCUUCCAAUCCUCCCGGCGGGAGAAGUACGGGAACGUGUUCAAGACGCACUUGCUGGGGCGGCCGCUGGUGCGGGUGACGGGAGCGGAGAACGUGCGCAAGAUUUUGAUGGGUGAGCACCACCUGGUGAGCACCGAGUGGCCCCGGAGCACUCGGAUGCUGCUGGGCCCCAACACCGUGGCCAACUCCAUCGGCGACAUCCACCGACACAAGAGGAAGGUUUUCUCCAAGAUUUUCAGCCAUGAGGCUCUGGAGAGUUACCUCCCCAAGAUCCAGCUGGUGAUCAAGGACACCCUCCGGGCCUGGAGCAGCAACCCCGAGUCCAUCAACGUGUACCACGAGACGCAGAAGCUCACGUUCCGCAUGGCCAUCCGCGUCCUGCUGGGAUUCCGCAUCCCGGACGAGGAGCUCGGCCGCCUCUUCGAGGUCUAUCAGCAGUUUGUGGAGAACGUCUUCUCCCUGCCCGUGGAUCUGCCCUUCAGUGGCUACAGGAGGGGAAUCCGAGCCCGGGAGACAUUGCAGAAGGGGCUGGAAAAAGCCAUCCAGGAGAAGCUGCAGAACACGCAGGGCAAGGACUACGCUGAUGCCCUGGACAUCCUGAUAGAGAGUGGGAAGGAGCACGGCAAGGAGCUGACCAUGCAGGAGCUGAAGGAUGGCACCCUGGAGCUGAUCUUCGCCGCCUACGCCACCACGGCCAGCGCCAGCACCUCCCUGAUCAUGCAGCUCCUCAAACACCCGCGGGUGCUGGAAAGGCUGCGGGAGGAGCUGCGGAGCAAAGGGAUCCUCCACAACGGCUGCAUCUGCGAGGGCUCCCUGCGCCUGGACAACAUCAACGGCCUCCAGUACCUUGACUGCGUCAUCAAGGAGGUUCUGCGGCUCUUCACCCCCAUCUCCGGGGGGUACCGGACCGUGCUGCAGACCUUCGAGCUGGAUGGUUUCCAAAUCCCCAAGGGCUGGAGCGUGAUGUACAGCAUCCGGGACACCCACGACACCGCUCCCGUCUUCAAGGACGUGGAUGUCUUUGAUCCCGACCGCUUCGGGCAGGGCCGGAGCGAAGACAAGGAUGGCAGGUUCCACUACCUCCCCUUCGGAGGAGGUGUACGGACCUGUCUGGGGAAGCACCUGGCCAAGCUUUUCCUCAAGGCUCUGGCCAUCGAGCUGGCCAGCACCAGCCGCUUCGAGCUCGCCACCAGGACUUUCCCCAAAAUCACCCUGGUGCCCGUGGUCCACCCGGUUGACGGACUCAAGGUCAAGUUCUUCGGACUGGAUUCCAACCAGAACGAGAUCCUGACGGGCACAGACGCCAUGCUGGGAGCCACCGUGUAA